Molecule: messenger RNA, 896 nt
Organism: Vicia villosa (hairy vetch)
Lineage: Eukaryota; Viridiplantae; Streptophyta; Magnoliopsida; Fabales; Fabaceae
Exons: 2
Coding region: 102-785 (227 amino acids)
Source: RefSeq, a predicted model, not a curated record
CUAUAUCUGUUUAACUCAAAACCCUCGCUCCUCUUGUUCAAAAAUCAAAUAAAAACCCACACCGCAUUUAUCACUGACACUGUAUUCAUUUCGCCGCAGCAAUGUACAAAUCUUCAUCAACUAUGAAGUCCCGCCUCCGGCCACCGCGUCCGAUACCGAAAUCUCCUACUCGUCUCGGAACUCGAACAAUUCCCGACUCUGCCUCUCUUCAAACUCCACCAGGUUCUUUAUUGAAAUCUCAGAAACCAGUUCGAUCUCCCGAACAAUUACGGCCUGAAUACCGCACAAUUGCGACUGAAUUUAGGGCUUUAGCAAGGAUGGUUAAUAACCAAUUCGGAAAACCAGAUCCGGAAGAGGAAGAAAUUGCUUUCGCUAAUUCUUGCAACCCUAAAUCCGGUGUUUUAUUUGAGAGAGGAAGAUUCUACGAUGAAUAUUCCGCGAGAAGGAACGAAAGGCUCAAGAGAAAACUACAAGGAGUGCCGGUGAAUGAAGUUAAUACUACUAGUAUUAAGCCGCCUAAGGCGCCUUCUCAUCGUGCUCUUGGUGUUAAUGUUGAAUCGGGGAAAAAGAAUACUACUGCGAGGAAGCUUGGAAGUCUUAGAAAAUCGGUUUCUGCUGCUUAUUCUGAUGAGGUUAGUGAAACUCCAAGGUACAUGCUUAGGAGCAGGACUAAGGAGAUUAGUAAGAAACCUCCUCUAGCUUCAAGAAUGGAUAAGUCUGCUUCUGUUGGUGAGAAGAAGAUCGGAGUCACUCCCAGAAGAACAGGAAGAAUUUCAUACUAUUAGGGUUGAUGUAAAAUGGAGAACUUGAUUUAAUAAGAUGUAUGGGUUGAAUCUUGUUCUCUCUUAUGUAUUUCUGUUACUUUUACUCAAUGGAAGUUAAUGGAAGUUGUUACA